This is a messenger RNA of Serpula lacrymans var. lacrymans S7.9, 150 nucleotides long. RefSeq lists its product as uncharacterized. NCBI's taxonomy places the organism in Eukaryota, Fungi, Basidiomycota, Agaricomycetes, Boletales, Serpulaceae. Gene Ontology annotation, cellular component: nucleus; Ste12p-Dig1p-Dig2p complex; Tec1p-Ste12p-Dig1p complex. The annotation marks the transcript as partial. Gene Ontology annotation, molecular function: DNA-binding transcription factor activity. The transcript has a single exon. The record is from RefSeq and is a predicted model, not a curated record. Gene Ontology annotation, biological process: sexual reproduction.
GCCUUUGUGUGCCCCUUGUUUUCUUGCGGCAGACUCUUCAAACGGAUGGAACAUCUGAAGCGUCAUCUGCGCACUCACACCAUGGAAAAGCCGUAUCAAUGCCAUCUGUGCCAGAAGCAUUUUUCCAGAUCUGACAACCUGAAUCAACAU